AGGCAAGUACCAUUCUUUUUUAUCGACCUACAGUGUUUGUUACUUGAAGAUUCAGACAGUUAUUCUAUUCUUACUGAAAAAGAGAGAGAAGAGUUCCUCGUUCGCCUGUUCAGACACAUUUGUAUUGGAGGUGAAAUAUGUCAACAAGAAGAUGAGAUUAAGCCAUACAUUGAUACUGUACGCAAAAUAUAUCGUGAUCUAAUAUGUGUUCAGAAGAAUCCUGAUUCAAAAGCAAUCGAAAUUGUUUCCCAUGUUUACGAAGUUCGUGUGUAUGUAAGUGAAUUACCAGGCUUAAUUUUGAAAAAUAUACCUUUGAGCGCUUAAUUCAUUGUUAUAGCACGUUGGUUAGGUUCCUUUUACAUCAUUAACAACAUGACUUAAAAAAAAGACAGUGUAAAACGGUUUCAAUACAUUUAUGUAAGUGUUGGUCCUCUUCGUGUGUGUAUUUCCGUAAAUUUAUGAGUGAGUAAUACUGUAUUCUUGGGUACUUUUUAUUUGAGCAAAUCAGGAUGGUGUUGUGUGAAAUUAAGUUUACAUUUGCCCAGACUCUUGUAUCUAUGAAAUUCGUGAGUGACUGUGUAACCUGUCACUACUCACCAUAUCAUAUAUUAAGAGGACGAACUGAUGGUAUUUACAAAUGCGAGCUUUUGUCUUCACGAUAAUUUUGACCUGCAAUAAAUUCUUCAACCUAACUUUAAACCAUUACGAUCAAGUGUGCAUAUAUAGUCUGUCAGCCAGUAGGACGUGAGACGAAUAUUAUCUUCGUUCAGACUGUCAAAUUGCAUAUCAACAUAUAAAUUUUAUGAAAUGAGGAGAAGAUGGUUUUACUUUUAACCACAACAAAUAUUGUAGCGUCGGGGAUCUAGUUUAAGAGGAUAUAACAAGGUCCAAGAAUGAACAGUUAAAGUGCUAAUUAACCUAAGAGUUUAGAAAAAAAUUAGGUCCUCAAUACAACUGUACCACACUGGUUGAUUUCUUUACACAUCACCCAACCUCUAUAAUAAUUGAUCACAACGAUUGCUUAGUUUUAAACUCGUAAGUCUCGAUCGUAUAGACUUUGCGCAUAACAAAUUGAUGCAGUAGAUAUGCAACUUAAAAUUACAUGGUAAACGCGUCAUAUAUACUUUGUAGAUGACUCGCAUGCCGUUUUCAACAUAUCAUUUUAUCUACCAAACGUUUUUGCGUUAGUUCUUUAUAGUUACGUUGGGGCUUAAAUGUUGUAGCGGCAAAUAAAUCCCCAAAAGCAAUGGC
This is a messenger RNA of Schistosoma haematobium, 1251 nucleotides long. RefSeq lists its product as uncharacterized. NCBI's taxonomy places the organism in Eukaryota, Metazoa, Platyhelminthes, Trematoda, Strigeidida, Schistosomatidae. The transcript has 2 exons. The annotation marks the transcript as partial. The record is from RefSeq and is a predicted model, not a curated record.